Molecule: messenger RNA, 872 nt
Organism: Rosa rugosa (rugosa rose)
Lineage: Eukaryota; Viridiplantae; Streptophyta; Magnoliopsida; Rosales; Rosaceae
Product: stress-related protein-like
Exons: 1
Coding region: 119-766 (215 amino acids)
Source: RefSeq, a predicted model, not a curated record
UCAUCGUCCCCCUAAACCCUCCAACACAAUUCACAUCGACAAAUAUAUAUUAUUCAUUGUUCUUUAUCUGCGAUUUUAGUUCCAACAGAAAGAAACUAACAAAGGAGAAGCUAGAUAUAUGGCUCAAGAGGACUUGACCACGCAGCAAAAACAGAUGGCGGAGGAGGUGGAAGAGCAGCAGCAGCAGCUCAAGUACCUGCAAUUUGUUCAAGUGGCUGUACUUCACGCCGCGGUUUGCUUCUCAAAUGCUUAUGGUUAUGCCAAGGAGAAAUCCGGCCCUCUGAGGCCCAGCGUUGAGUCAGCGGAGGGAGCUGUGAAGACCGUUGUUGGACCCGUGUAUGAAAAGUACCAGGCUCUCCCCGCCAACCUCCUCGCUUUCGUUGAUGGCAAGGUCGACGAAUCUGUGACCAAGCUGGCUUCAUCCCAAGCAAUGUCUGCUGCUCAGAAAGCGCCAGAGACGGCUCGAGCUGCUGCAUCGGAGUUUCAGCAAAGGAGCACAAGCAUGGCUAAGUCGGUAUACUCGAAGUACGAACCGAAAGCUGAGCAAUGUGCUGUUUGUGCAUGGAGAAAGCUGAAUGAGCUACCUGUGGUACCGAAGGUGGCUGAGAUUGUUGUACCAACUGCUGCAUAUUGUUCUGAAAAGUACAACCACAGUGUGCGUUGCACUGCGGAGAAGGGGUACAGGGUGGCCUCCUAUUUGCCUUUGGUUCCAAUAGAGAAAAUUGUAAAGGUUGUUGGAGGCAAUGUGCAAGAAGCCGUUCAGUGAUUGUUUGAUGUCAUUGUUGCCUUAUGUUUUACUAGGAGUUCUGAUGUUUUAUGGCCUCUGUAACAUUUUAUUCUUCCUUUUUAUGAGUAUUGUAUCAUUGUUAUUA